AUGGAAGGGAAACACAUCUUGUUUUGGGCUGCUGCUGUUGGCUUCCUGCCUGUCUUGGUCAUAAGAGCAAAACCACAUGUUAGCAUCCCAUAUAAGAUACUCUUCACUGAUUCAGCAAAAGUCCAAGAAGAAAUUGUUUCUGUACAUAAUAACUUCAGGAGAAAAGUAAUUCCACAAGCCAGCAACAUGUUGAAGAUGAAUUGGAGUAAACAUGCUGCACUAAAUGCCAAAAAUUUGACAUCGCAGUGUGAUCCAACAGAGAGCAACCCACUUGAGAGACGAAUUACAAAUGGCUUUUGUGGAGAAAAUUUGCAAUGGACAUCGUAUCCUAUCUCAUGGUCAGAUGUAAUUGGAAUCUGGUAUAAUGAGUCUAAAUACUUCACAUUUGGGGUAUGGCUCCCAAAAGAUGAAGUGACUGAUCAUUAUACUCAGGUUGUUUGGGCCACUUCUUAUCUCAUUGGCUGUUGUUUUUCAUUAUGCUCCAGAAAGAGGACAAAUUACUAUUUCUACAUGUGUCACUAUUGCCAUGAGGGAAAUGACCCUAACACAAUAAUUACACCUUAUAACAUGGGAAUCCCAUGUGGAGACUGUCCAGAUUCCUGUGAAGAUAAACUUUGUACUAACCCUUGCCCCUAUGCGGACGAAGUCAUUAACUGUAAGGAACAAAUAAAAACCCUUGGAUGUAAGCACAAGUCAAUUGAACUACUCUGCAAAGCUAGUUGUCUGUGUAAGACUGAGGUAAAAUAA
Messenger RNA from Choloepus didactylus (southern two-toed sloth), 747 nucleotides. RefSeq names its product cysteine rich secretory protein 1 (gene CRISP1). Gene Ontology annotation, biological process: binding of sperm to zona pellucida. Bases 1 to 747 code for a protein of 248 amino acids. Gene Ontology annotation, cellular component: extracellular region. The record is from RefSeq and is a predicted model, not a curated record. Lineage: Eukaryota; Metazoa; Chordata; Mammalia; Pilosa; Megalonychidae. The transcript has 7 exons.